Vitrella brassicaformis is the source of this 2322-nucleotide messenger RNA. NCBI's taxonomy places the organism in Eukaryota, Vitrellaceae. The record is from the annotation of a GenBank genome assembly.
ACCAUGUCCGUCCAAGCGGUCCUAUCACAUCACAUCCCCUGCAGGUGAAUCAUGGUUCAGCAGCAAACUACGUAAAAAAUGCACAAAUGCCAAACAGCCUAUUCGAGCGGAAACCAAACGAAAAGACACAGCCAAACUGUAUGUAAAAUGGGCCGGGUCGGGUUGGUCAUCCUUCCAUCCUUCCUUCCCCCUUGCUUGCUUCCUUCCUGGGCGAGGCGUCUGACUGACGGAUAUCCGCCUGUCUUUCGCUCUCUAUCGAACGAUAUAUCCAUGCAUGCACCAGCCAGCCAGUACACAAGAUGCACACACAGCCCGAGACACCACCCAAGGGUAGCGAGACACGCAGCGACAAGGCGGGCGAUGCAUACAUACAUGAGAAGUCCCACGCCCGCUACCCCCACACCGUGACGGCUGUCGGGUAUUGCAGGUGGUGUGGGUGGUGUGCUGAGGGUGGUGGUCCGCUGACCCAGUGGCCGUAGGUAUGGUUGUGUGUGUAGGGCUGCCUGAGAGUCAUGUUUGGAGGAAGGACCGGGCUGGGGACCGGGGGGAAGGCCGUCAUUGGCGGGGCAGCUGGUGCGGUGGGCCAAGUCGGGUUCCUUACAGAACCGACGGCCGUCGCUGCCGGCUGACUGCGCUGAUUGACGUGUGGCUGCACUUCAGGGGAUGUCACAGGGGAUGUCACGCCGCCUUGGCCAAACCUGAGAGAGAGAGAGAGAGAGAGAGAGAGAACGCAUUGUCCGCCCAGCCCAUCCAUCGUCUGUCUGUGUGUCUGUCUGUCUGUCUGUCUGUCUGUAUUGUUGUCUGUUCAUGUAUGUGCGUAUAGCACUCACCAAAAUGGGUGUGCGAGCACUUGCACGAUCGAAGGGCGCAUCGCGGGGUCAUCAGCCGUCAUGCUGUCGAUCAGCUCCAUCACAUCGGCCGACAAGUUCAUCCGCCAGAAGGGCGUCCGCACGUACGGUCGCAUGACGUCACGGGUGGCGGGGUCAUGCCCGAACUCCAGCAGCAUGCGCAACAUCUGGCCCAGUGAGUACACGGUGGCCUUGUGUGGAUCGAAGAACGUAUGCGGACUGGCUGCCUGCAUUGCAAUACAAGUGGAUAGGGAGAGAUACAGACAGAUGAAUGACGUCUGUCCAGUCCUUCAUGUCCGUGUGCGCCUGUGACAUACUAUGUACGCAGGUAGGCAUACAUACGUACUUCCGGUGACAUGUAGAACUCAACUCCGUGUGGAUCCAGCCCGCUUCCGACCAGCCGCUGGGACGGAUCACGCAGAGAGAGACCAUUUGUGGCCGGCGUGAAGAACUGCACCAAUUCAAAGUCGACCAGCUUUGGGCAGCCGUCCGCAUCAAAGACUAUGUUGUCGAGGUGCUGGUCUCUGAAGGAAUCAAGUACACGCACACACAUCAUAUUUAUCUAACCCAUGCUUCCUCCGUCCACCCGCACACACAUCUGUCUGUCUGUCUGUCUGCUGCCUGGCGUGGGCUGGUCUCUCGUUGAUUGAUUCAAAUCCCUACCCUUGGUACAGUCCCUUGGCGAGUAGUUGGGCGUAGGUCUCAACAACGGGCCGCAUCCAUUGGCGCGCCUCCCACUCGUACACCGCCGACCUGCCGAACUCGUCCAGGUACUCGCCGGUCCUCAGGCGCUCCAUCAAGCUGCCACCGGGCAGCAACUCAAACUCCAAGUGGCUGUUUUUGUCCAUGUGGUAGGCCUGAAAUGCACAUAACCAUCCACAUGACAUGGACACGCACCAUACCGUCCCGUAUGCAUUGCCUUUCUUUUCACUCAUGCUCUCACCCACGGCACGUACCCUCUUGAGCUUGACCACGCCCUUGAUGUCGCUUGCGGCCUCGAGGGCCCGAAUCUCGCGCUGGACGUACGGCAUCCAGUCGCUGCCGUCGCCGCCAAACUCCUCCCAGUCGCAAUUGGCCCUCGUCCGGACGGCCACGAUCUCUCCCGUGUCCUUGUUGCGGGCCUUGCUGCACAACGCGUUGGCGCCAUUGUUGAUGACGCUGAGGAACUCCAAAUGAUCGUCUGGGAAGUCACCGAUGUCGUCGUUGAACCAGGAGAGGUCAUACUGGUCGAUGGCGUCCGGGCUCCUUGAUGGAGGCGGCACGCGAGAGCAGCAAUGACGGAACCGGGGGGACGGGCGCGAAUACAGCCAACGAAGGGUGCUUUGGACGCAUUGGCCCAUGCACGCCAUCGUCAAGGGAUGGGGUCAACGGGAGAUGAGGGGAAGAGAUAAUCAAAGCAGAAUUUGACGAGGGAUGAAUUGGCACGCAGGCCUCAGAAGACAAGAGCCGCCAGCGGGACUCUGGAAGAUCUGCU